AUGGCGGCGGCGCACUUUGUGUUCGUCCCGCUCAUGGCGCAGGGCCACCUCAUACCGGCGGUCGACACCGCACUGCUGCUGGCCACCCAUGGCGUGCUCUGCACCGUCGUCGCCACGCCGGCCACGGUGGCGAGGGUGCGUACCCACCGUCGAAUUGGCCCGACGGUCCACCUGGAGGCCGUGCUCGAGGAGAAGUCUGGCGAGCUUGCAUUCCCGAGGACGAGGCAGGUGUUCAUGCUGAACAACACGCACGCCAUCGUGCGCCACGCCGUGCGCUCCAACCUCGCCAUGUUCCUGCCGUCGGGAUGGGCACGUGCCUGGGAGGAGCGCAUGGAGGGCUACGUCAAGAGCUACCUCGACAUGUCGUGGGCGCCCAUCGUAUCACGCCUCGCCGCCGGCGCCGCCACCACGGCGGCGACAAAGCCAGCCACCGUGAGCGUGCUCCGGCGGCAAUGA
Messenger RNA from Oryza sativa Japonica Group (Japanese rice), 456 nucleotides. RefSeq lists its product as uncharacterized. NCBI's taxonomy places the organism in Eukaryota, Viridiplantae, Streptophyta, Magnoliopsida, Poales, Poaceae. Gene Ontology annotation, molecular function: phosphatidylinositol-4,5-bisphosphate binding. Gene Ontology annotation, cellular component: exocyst. The record is from RefSeq and is a predicted model, not a curated record. Gene Ontology annotation, biological process: exocytosis.